Molecule: messenger RNA, 8673 nt
Organism: Phytophthora nicotianae INRA-310
Lineage: Eukaryota; Oomycota; Peronosporomycetes; Peronosporales; Peronosporaceae
Exons: 4
Coding region: 1-8673 (2890 amino acids)
Biological process (GO): detection of mechanical stimulus; regulation of membrane potential; cellular response to mechanical stimulus
Cellular component (GO): membrane
Molecular function (GO): protein binding; mechanosensitive monoatomic ion channel activity; monoatomic cation channel activity
Source: RefSeq, a predicted model, not a curated record
AUGUCUCGACCGAAAACCAGAAGGUUGGGAAUCAACGGCACCGCCCAGGUCGAGCCAUUCCGCCUUCGUCACUCGUUAUCAAUGCGUCGGCCGACCGCCUCCUUCCACUCACAGCCGGGCGUCGAGCCGUCCUCGUCCUUCAUAGGGGCCGACGGCCGUAUUCUUCUCACACCGACACGACCACAGGAUGCCGGUGCAGCGUACGGCCAGGUGGCUACGCCGUCCUUCGGCUCGUUCCACCGAGAGCAGUCACAACGCUUGCACGCGUCCGGCCUGCAUUCGGCCCGCAGCAGCCAGCGACGGCCGGGCCGCAAACUGUCGCUACGGGCGCUAUCCGCGCUGCGCAUGACGGCCGAGGUGUUGUUCGCUUCGUGUCUCAUGGUGGCUGUCGGGGCGCGCGCGAGCCUCGUGUCGCUGUAUUAUUUAUUGGUGUUCUGCUACGGCGUGGUGCAAUCUUUCCAGUCGCGGUCCAUCACGCUGUUGACGUUGGCCGUGGCGGCCAUGGCUUGUGUUUGCCACGGGGCCAUCAAGGGCGUAUACGGAGACGCCAGCUACGCCGGGGCCGACAUGGCCGAUCUCUUUGGGUUCCGGCCCAUGAACAACUCCACCGAGUAUCUACGGGGAAUAGGAGUAGACGUGCUGGUGCUGGUGUGCAGUGCCAUUCACUACUGGUACGUUUUGAAGAGACUGAACUCUCGAUCCAAGGAACAGGAAGAGGAGGAGCGGGCCCAGCAACAUUUCGACCUGUUCGAGAUGGGAGAGCGCCUGAUGAACGGCAAAGAGCCGAAACGGGACCGCAGGAGGUCCAUGCUACGAGCAGUGGAGCUGUUCAGUGCCGUGUUUCUCUUUCUCACGUCAGUAUCCGUACCAGCAUUUGCGUCGGGAUUGCUGUACGUGGUGUUACUCGUUCGAUUAAUCGGAUACACAGUGUUCGUCCGGAGGAUGACAAUACAGGAGCUGCUCUCUCGCAGGUCGGGCGUCAAGUUCUCUAGCUACUUCCUCGGACCAGGAGUUACGAAGCUUGUGCUCUCGCUGUCUCUGGUUACCAUUGUAGCAUGGUACUGCUUCCAUCUGGACCAGUUGGCCGAUGAUGAUAUGGUUCAAACUAUCGCCAACUACCUUGGCUUUGCUAACUUUCGUGAGGGCGGGGUACAGUGGCAGUAUUUCUUCUUUGCUGGAUUUUUAUUCCUGCUCUUUGUCAGUUGUGCUAAGCUGCACAACCUGCAUUCGGAAGCCAAGGAUGCUGAAGCCAGUGGCACGGCGAGUCUGGCGUCGGGAUUCUCACAGAACGGACCUACAGCGGUGGAUCUGGGAGCCGUGGACGCGGAAGUGGCUCAGUCGCUGCUGGACCAGCGCAAUCGAGCCACCACAGCGGAUAUCAAGGAACUGCUGAGCAAACAGUCGAUUGUGGUGCGCGCCUUUGCACGCGAUGGAGGACUCUUGUUGGGUAGCGCAGCGGCGAUCGUGUGGUGUGUGUCGUACCCGUCCUAUUUGUCUGCUCCGUUCUUGGGACUCGCGUUCGUGACGAUCGCAUUGUUUGGAGUAUUAUCGUCGUCCCUCUUCAUGUGGUUAUUGAUCGCUUACGGUACAUUGAUGGCGAUGGCAGAGUACACCAGCAACCUCACGAUUGACUUCGUGCCCGAAGACUACACGACGUACGGCCUCGGAGUCUUCGACUACCCGUUUCUGGAUAUCGGAGCGCACACAUUGUGUCUCGUGUUCAUGUUCCUGGCUAUCCGAACGCAGUGGCGGUAUCAGGAUAUUCUUCGUGAGUCCCGAAAACGUCGCAACACAGCGAAGGUUGCUGAUGUUGAUGAAGAAAACCACGAAGACGUCGUGGCUGACAGAGCGAGUUUCGCGAACUUCGUACGUCUAGCGAAGAUGCGUAGCGUAAGUAUCGACAGAGGAUUGCCCGGUAUGGUACAACUUCUAAUACUUAUCCGUGAUAUACAGCAAAUUCAACAGGGAUGGCGCUCUGCUGCUCGUCUGUGGCUCGUGGACGCCAAGCGAGUUGUAUUCACGCAUCUGGAUGCACUGGUCCUUGCCACGAUUCUAAUUGUUGCGUUGAGCACUCACGUGUCGUUUCUUCAGAUCGGAUACCUGGUUCUCGCAGCCUUGCUUAUGCUGUUUUUUGAAAAGAGAAGACGGUUCUGGCGCGUCUUGCUGCUGUAUGCGCUUGGAGCGUGUUUUGCAGUGUUUAUUCGGAAUAUCGAUUGUACGGAGAGCUCCGAGAUGGAGCUGAUUGGUCUGCAGUGCUACAAUCCUGGACUCUAUACAUGGAAAUCGUUGUGGCCGACGCUGUUUAGCGCGCAGCUUUUGAUCAUUUUCCAGUUGGUAUUCCAGCUUGUCAUCUAUGUGGCCAACAGCGAAGAGAUCGAGGAACGUAUGCGAACCAAGGAACAUGUCCGGCAGAACCCCGUCUUCUUCGUCUCUCGAUUGGCUGUGGAAGUGGAUAAUUGGUUCAGAAUUUGUGGAGUUCUGCUCUGUUACACGGCGUUUAUCGUCGUGGCAAUACAGUUCGAAAGCGGUCCAACUACAUUGAGCACGAAUAUGGUCGGAGCUUUGCAAUUAGCGAUGUUUUUGAUCAUUUUUGGGAACCAUUUGGGUGGAUUUCAGUCGGCUCCGAGAACGUCUUUGCGACUUAAAUUGCUGUGGUCUCUGGCUUUACUGAUCGAAGUGUUGAUCCUGGUUGCGCGAUACGUUUAUCAGUUCGAGGAGGUGGCUGCAUACUUGGAAAAGAAUUUGUUCACGUCUUCCUUUAUCUCUGCACAAGACUUUGGUCUCGAGUAUCACGCUUCGAAUAGUGGAAUCUCGGACGUGUUCUUGUAUUUGUUACCUACUGCGAUUAUGACGGGCUUGUGCUUUUGGCAGCUUUCGUCCAUGAUGAAGGACGUGACCCCGUAUGAUUUAUUCACUGCUGGUCGCAGUCGUGCAGCGGAUGGCAUUCGCUUUAUCAUGGAUACUUUGCAGCAUUUAUUGAUCUCGUUCAGUGCGACGGCGCUCGUGAUUGUGACGAUGUGGGUAGCUCUGGACCAGAUCAGCUUCAUUGGUUUGCUAUAUAUCCUCAUACUGAUCGUGGGUCGAGCAUUGAGUGACUCGUGGAAGCAGCUGUGGUUCCCUCUCUUUUGUCUUGCAUCCCUCUCAAUGUUGAUGAAAUACCUCAUUCAAUUGAGUACGUUCAACACAGAACAGGCCGAUGCUGGAGUGCUCUUUAAGCCUGGGGAUGACAGCGACUGGGUCGGCACUAUUCGCUUGGAUGAACGCUACGAAGAAAGCGAGGGAAAAUCUAAACUGUGGGAUUUAUUAUCUGGAGAAUUCUGGAUCAUUUUACUGUGUUCGUUCCAGAGGAUGGCGCAGUAUUUCGACUCGUCCUCGUCAGCACAGCGUCAACUGGAUCUGGAAGAAUUAACAGCACGAUUCGAGGAGCAGUACGCGCUGUACGCAGCGAAUAACUUGGAUUCCUACCACCCAACAUCCUCGUGCGAAGUCGACGAUGACGACGAUGACCUCAAAGAUCGAGCUCGAGCUUUCACGUACGAUGACGAGAGCAUGCCACCUCGCUCGAGAAAAACCCAGCAGUCCGAGGGGAAUGCAGACACUAAACGCGAAGACCACGCGCACUUGUCGUCGAUCUCUUCAGAUGAUAAGGAUUUCUUCUCGUGCCUCCGCAGCUUUGGUACUACAUAUGCUAGCAAGGCAUCAGUGAAUGUGGUGAUGCUCUUGUUGACAGUGUCGUGCUUUGUGCACCAAGACAUCAUUGCGAUGAUUUAUCUUCUGAUUGUGUACAGUAUGAUGUACGCUUACCCUGCUACAGUAUGCAGACGCUGGUGGGCUUUGGCGUGGUUACUGUCCUUGGUUAUCGUGUUAGAGUACGCGGUUAUACUGUGGUUACCUCCGUUUAUGGAUGUCGAGAUGGAAGAAACUUUCCCGUGGCGAGUGAUAUCGGAUACGUACGAGAAGUGGCUUAUGCUGAGUAAUCAGCAUAAGUGGGGUCUUAUGGCAGAUUUCGUGGCACUGCUAAGUGUGUACCUCUUACCGGAUUCCGACAGGUUUACUGAAGAAGAAGAGGUGAUUACAGUCGUUGACGAGUCAGCACCAUUACUCAAACUCACCCACGACAAUGGAUUGGAAGAAGACGCUGAAGGCGCGACUAAAACUCCUUAUCCUGUGUCAUCUGGAGAAGUCACAUACACUUUACUUAUGCGGAAGUACGUGUGGUAUUAUCUGGAGUUCGUAUUCCUAGCGAACUGGUUGCCACUCCUGCUUCUCCUGGUCUUCGUAUUUGGAGCCAAACAAGGAGGAGCCGUCUCGAUCGCGUACUUAUUGGGGUCGCUAGUUAUGCUGUAUCGACUGGAUGAGGCGCGUGAGCCUUCGAAUCCGUGGAUCCAAUACUUACGCAAGUGGAACUGGGCUCACCUGUUCAUGAUCACUGUCAUCAACGCUCCUUACGUCUACUCUGCAUUGAGCAAUUGUCUCAUUGGAGCGAAAGCAGAUAACGACGAUAGCUGCAUGUCUGUGUCCAAUUUUCUCGGCGUGGAGGCGAACAAAGUUCCGUACGGACUGAUCGCUCUGUUCGUACUGAUUUCUAUCCAGUGCGAGAUCCUCAUUGCUCCAACGUAUCAAACAGUGUUCGCUAUCUUAGUGAGCGAGCAGAACCGUGCAUCUGUUCGUCGUGAAGAGAUUGUACGUGAUUUCUAUCGUCGACGAACAGAGCAGUGGUAUAAGAUGAAGAAGGACAAGAACGCAGCCAUUCAACGCCUCAAGAUCAUUGUAUCGAAACUCGUGCAUAAAGUGGAAGAGCUGAUGGAUAUCGCACUAGGAUUGCACCACAAUUUACCUCCAAUGGCUCCGUCCAAGCCUAUCGCAGUCGAGAGAUCUCAAAACUCGGCCACGAUUUCGUGGGAGAAGCCAUCGAACAGCUACCACAAGAUCCGCUACUACCGCAUUUCAAGACAGCAGUUCCCGUCCUUGACGCUUCUUGGAGACUUCGGAGACAUCGUGGAGAUCUCGGGUGAUCGCUGUGAGGCCAGAAUCGAGGGUCUUCGGCCUGGAACCAGCUAUCAGUUCAAGGUCUGUGCAGUGUCUCGAAUGGGCGAAGGCCCGUUCAGUGUCGCUAGUGAUCCCAUUGCUACGUAUUCUUUGAAUCUGGAUGGAUCGACCACUGCCGGUUGGAUGAAAUAUCGUCGUGAGAAGCUCCCUGCUCCUCGCUUGGGGUUCUUCGUAUCGUGGAUGAAAGCCAAGUAUCUGCAUCGCUACGUGGUCAUUGACUCGAGUCACUUGGUGUUCUAUCAAGACGAAGAACGAGCGCUAAAGCACCGCAGUCGCAAGCACAGGAAGCGACUCAAAACUUCGUUUAAAUGGCGCGACGUCAUCUCCCUCAAGCUCAGCGACUUCAAGGUGCAGUACGACGACAUGUCGCCUUCGCUUUACUGCUUUGAAGUCGUCGUUCGCCACGCAGGCAGCCGUGGCGAUGUCAAGUACGUAUUCCAGUCGGAAUUGUCCAAAGAGUUCAACAUGUUCCUCUCCGCUCUAGCCUUCGCUGUGCCUCGUGAAGCUCUGGAUGGAAGUAUCGUUGAGUGUUUGAAAGAACGGAAUCUGCCCAACCCUCUGGAUGUGGCGCCACCGUCUCAAAAUAUCGAUGAAGACGCGAAUUUCGAUGAGAACAAAAGUGAAUGGAGUAGUGUGACGGGCGAUGAGAGCACUCUCGGUGACCCGGAAGAUGAAGAAUUCGACGAUAAGAGCGGAUUCGCGUGGCAUACUCCGUUGUACAGACUGUUGUAUAAGUUCCAGAACGCUGGAUUUAAACUGGAGACGCCGCAAUACGAAGAGGAUGACAUGAACGAGCCUACUAUCCCUGAAAUUGUACAGCUGGUUAUUAACGGAGUGCGCAGUAAGAGUGGCAGUAUCUGCUGCUUGGCACUGGUGAUCUGUUUCACUGUACAGGCGGAUUUACUGAACAUGGUGUACGUGCUCGCUGCGUUCGGGUUUUUGAUUGUGGAGAACCCUCGUCCGGCUCCGACAGUCUGGACCCACUUGCUCGUUUACACGUGCUGUAUUAUCGCGCUGCGCUACGUGUUCCAGUUGUCGAUAUUCUGCACUGGAAUGACGACCCGUGGCUACUUUUACCCGAGUUUUGAGCCGUAUUGUACGACAGCGACUGCUGCAGCCACCAACGCGAAGUCUAUCCAGCCAAUGGUGCUGUUUGGACUGUACAAGUUCGACGGAAUUGCUAUGGACGACGUCACGUCGGUGUAUGACGGUCUUCAGUGGGACUUUUAUGUCAUGUUGUUCCUCUUGUGGCACCAACGAGAACUCCGUCUCCAAGGCUUCUGGGUCGAAACACAGAGUGGCGACAUCGACCAAGCCUCGUCUCGGUAUAAAUCCGAAGUGAUGCGAGGACUGCGGACGUCGUUCUCCUCGUCCCACGACUCGAUUGAUGACGCCUUCCUUUAUGACGCCCCAGCUCCCGGAAAGAAACUAGGGGCUCGUCCAUCGUUUACGUCUCAGCGUAGUAGUCGACGCUUCCCAGCGAUCGACCGAGCUCCGACCAACGCCAGUGUGCUUAGUAUGGACAAUUCGGACAUCGUCAACGAAGUGGCAGCUCAAGUUCUGCAAGAAAUGAAGGAACAGGAGAAGUUGGAAGCCGAAAAGAAGGCGGCGGAGGCAGCGCUGGCUGCCAAUUCCGACGACAAUGUGGCGCAUUCCCCCUCGUCUCGACGAUCGCUCGAGUACGAAGCUUCUGCUGCUAAUAUAUCACCUAAUUCCCCAAAUGCAGCGAGAGAUAACUUUGUCUCGAAGCAAGUGGACAUGGACGCAGACGAGUCCGAAGUCGGCUUCCACGCACGCGCAAAGCAGUCGUGGCUCGAGAAGAAAUAUCCGAAAGCUCACGCGUAUUUCCAGACUGUCAUUUGCAAGCCACCAGCGCAAUGGGAUAAAGACAUUCAAGUGGCGAUCACGGGAGAGAAACCAGGUCGGGAUUUCUACACGGCAUCGCUGUCUGUGCUGCUGUUCUCGUCCGUGUACGCUGUGAUCUUCUACGAGGAGCUGGGAGAGGCGGACUCUAGCAGUACGUCAGUGGCUGAUGCAAACAGUCGAGUGUCGUCGUCGUCUCUGUUGUCCGGUUACCUGGUGCUGUUGGUGUUGAUUGAGCUGAUCUUCAUCAUCUGGGAUCGAGUGGCGUACGUCACGGCAUCGCUGCAGUCCAAGGUGAUACUGCAGUACUCGUACACUCUCGUGCUGCACACGACUGUGUGGUAUUUCCUUCCUAGCAACACCAACAUCUACUUCCAGCAACGACCUGCACUGGUGGCGUUCUACCUGUUCCAGUGCGUGUAUCUCUGGCUCGGCGCUCUACAAAUUCGCUACGGGUAUCCGGCUUAUCUCGGCAGUCGCUACAACUACACCGAGGAGACGAAAGUGACGCAAGCGAGCGAGACGCUGUUCGGACUGAUGAUGCAGGCGCCGUUCCUGUUCGAGAUGCGCGCGCUGCUAGACUACAUGUGCACGAAGACGUCGCUAAGUUGGCAACACUGGGUGUUACUGGAGGACACGGCAGCGCAUUUAUUCGGUGUCAAAGGCGACAUGAAAGGACGAGUGGAGAACGCAGAGAUUCUCCAGGGCAAGAAGCGACAGCCGAUGAUGACGAAGCUCACGUCCGCUGGUGUUAUGUUGCUGUUCCUGCUCAUCUGUCUGGUCGGUCCUUUAGCCAUGUUCAGCUCCAUCAACCCCAGUACAACCGCCAACGACGUGACCUUGACGACCGUCGUCUUUGGCAUCGUGGACGAACAGGAGACGAUGAAUCAACUGUACUCGAACAGCGACAGCAACAGCCCAUCGUGCAAGGUGGACUUGAACACGGACAGCGCGUCCGUACAGUGUGUCGAGUUCGAUGUGUUCUCGUACGAUGUAUGGGCAUUGUCACCGCCGCGUAUGGAUCUUCUAGUGACGCAGCUGCAGUCGACUCAGGUGCUUAAUUGGACCAUCUCGUUCACAUUUACUCGACCAGGACCGACAGACGACGAGGUGAUCUCGACGAAAUACUCGGUCAGAAUAACGGAUGAACACCGGAACGCGCUGAUUCCGAUGAUCAAGCAGACUGUGACUGACGAUGACAGCACGACGUUGUCUGCUAUCCAGAUAGACAACCUGUUCCCCGCAGUUGUACAGCUGACGGCAAGUAGUGGCGUACUACAGCGUUCUACCCAGAUGCGAUCAGUGGCGAUCACCAAACACGCCUCGGACGGAUCGACGUGGUGGACUAUUGAGCCUGUUGUGAGCUCGUCCGGUACAAACUACUGCUCCUCUGAUUACCCGUUUUGUAUCGUUGCAGUAUCGGACAGAAUUGUGCAAGGUUUGACGACUCUGGGUAUCAGUUCGUACGGACUCACGGCCGUGUACAUUUUCGUCGUGGUGACAGUGGGUAGCGCUGUGAAGGGAUUCUUCCGAGGGAAAUUGUACCAGAUUCAGUAUGAAGAACUGCCGGAUCCUGAGGACGUUCUGGAACUGGUGGAAGGGAUCUACAUCGCCAGGCAUGAGCACUAUGUGGGACAUCUCAAGGACGAAGUACGCAUUUUCGAAACACUUGUACGCGUGCUGCGGUCACCAGAGACGUUGAUUAAGGUCACGGGCACCAACAUCAUCCACAUCCCGACUGCAAAAGAAAAGCUCGACUAG